Messenger RNA from Cydia pomonella (codling moth), 1487 nucleotides. RefSeq names its product antichymotrypsin-2-like. The transcript is spliced from 7 exons. The record is from RefSeq and is a predicted model, not a curated record. Bases 247 to 1323 code for a protein of 358 amino acids. Gene Ontology annotation, molecular function: serine-type endopeptidase inhibitor activity. NCBI's taxonomy places the organism in Eukaryota, Metazoa, Arthropoda, Insecta, Lepidoptera, Tortricidae.
AAUUUUGUAUAAAGAGAGUUUGAGUCCCGGGAAAGGUUAUAGGAUAGUUUUUAACCCAAAAAUAAUCCCUUAAGGGUGUGAAAAGGAGGUGAAAGUUUCUAUGGCGAAUCAAUAACCGCAGAACCGAUUUAAAUUAAAUUUGGUAUGGUCUACAUCUUUAAUUUUACCAUGAUACCAUACGCGACUUAAAACCUAAACUUACACAUUUAUUAACCUCCGACAUCGCGAAGAUUUAUCUAAAUAAACAUGGCAAUAUUUCAGGAGCUGGAGAAGGGUAAGAGUCAGGUGUGCUCCCCGCUGUCGGCGCAGGCGGUGCUGGCGCUGACGGCGCUCGGCAGCGGUGGCGACACCCGCAAGGAGCUGCUCCAGGCCAUGGCGCUGCCCGACGAUGAGGCGAUUCGAUCCUUAUUUGGCUAUUUAACAUCGACUCUAAACUCAAUCCAUACAGUCAAGCUGCGUUUCGCCAACAGAAUAUACGUGUCGAAGCAUGGAACUCUGAAACCUGGCAUCCAGAAGGACUCAGUAGAAGUCUUCGGAUCUAGUCUGCAGCAGGUGGACUUCAUGGAGAAGGAGGGUGCCGCAGAUAGUAUUAAUAAAUGGAUAGCAGCAAAGACCAACAAUAUGAUCAGAAACAUAGUCUCUCCUGACUCGUUGCACUACGCUACCCGUUUGUUGCUGGUGAACGCCAUCUACUUCCAGGGAACCUGGGAAAAGCCGUUUGAAAAGGAUUUAACGAAAGAAAGGAUAUUCCAUGUAAAUAAUAGGGACACAGUCGAAGUUCCUAUGAUGUUUAUGGAUGAGGAAUAUUUUCGGUACAGACACAGUCCAGAGUUGAAAGCACAACUCCUGCAGAUGAAUUACAAAGGCCGUCAAGCAAGCAUGAUACUAAUAGUACCAGACGCAGUCGAAGGUCUGGGAGCCAUGCUGCAGCAGCUCUCAGACCACGACCUGAUGGAUGAAGUGGCUGUGAUGAGGGCCACCAGGACAGAAGUCAUGAUACCCAAGUUCAAGAUAGAAACUGAUAUCAACCUGGAGGAACUGUUACCAAAGAUGGGAAUCCAUGAUAUAUUCGAUCAAAACAAGUCAGACAUUCGAAUGUUUACAUCUGAUGACAGGAUGUGCGUGACGCAAGCCAUCCAGAGGGCCGUCAUCGAGGUGAAUGAGACGGGAACUGAGGCUGCAGCCUGCACACUAACCGCUAUCAGCGAGAUCUGCGCCGUCAUAGAACUGGAACCUCCGAAGCGUUUUGUGGCAGACCGGCCGUUUCUGUAUUUGCUGCUGGCGCGUGGUGUACCCACCUUCAUAGGCGUUUACCAUCAGUAAUAUUGUGGCAGACUUUAAAGUAAAUUUGGUUCAUUUAUCAAGACCCAUUAGGCUAACUAAAACCCCCAAAUUUCAUGAAUAAAGCUCAACAGGUUAUUAAGAAACAUCUAAAAAUCGAGAUUUUUUACUGACUGAUCUAACAUCAAAUCCUCACCGACUUCCAA